Messenger RNA from Bradysia coprophila, 2371 nucleotides. Its product is annotated as polycomb protein Su(z)12-like. Gene Ontology annotation, molecular function: chromatin DNA binding. The record is from RefSeq and is a predicted model, not a curated record. Gene Ontology annotation, cellular component: RSC-type complex; nucleus; ESC/E(Z) complex. Lineage: Eukaryota; Metazoa; Arthropoda; Insecta; Diptera; Sciaridae.
AUCAGACUCAUUGAAACCACGGCAGAGUUAAGUUAGUUUAUUUUACUCUGCCGUGAUUGAAACUUAUUAUUUCGAAAAAAUAAUGGGUCCCAAAAAGAAGGAGCGUGAAAUCGAUUGUGUUAAAAUACGGUCUCAAGAACAAACCGACCAUGAAUUUUUUUUGCAAGCCUUCGAAAAACCAACACAAAUCUAUCGAUAUUUAAGGACUAGGAAUAUGAUCACGCCGAUAUUUUUAUAUCGAAAUUUGUCGUACAUGAAAGAUCGAAUGAAAAGGACAAACAAAUCUCGCAGUUCGUUCAAGGUGGACAGUUUGUUAUCGAAAAAAAUAGACGAGAAGAAGAACGGAUCGGCCAAUGACAAAACUCUGGGUGAAUACAUGACGCUAAUGUUUCUCGGAUUUUUCGACAAAACUCUACCCGAUGGCGAAGUGGAAGUGGAAACGCUGGUAUCGAAGAUUUCGCAUAAGAAGCGGAAGGACAGUUUUAAAACGUUACAGGAACGGUUUGGACGAUCAGUGGUUAAGAUCAAUCCGGACAUAUCCAACAGCAAUGCAAAAAUUCCGGCUGUUUGCGUUCCCACCGACAACUUUAAGACACCAGACGAGUCACUACAUCUGUCAUACAAACUUCAGUUAAACGUUAAAGUUUUGGAGAAAUUCAAGUCCGACAGUCAAGAUCCUCACGAAUCCCUGCCAAAACGCUACAAAUCUCAGAACAUCGUUUACGAAUCAGAACUGCUAGUUUUCGACAAACAAACGCGACGCCUAUUAUCGGAUGGCGAAUACGAAAUUUCGCUUCAGGAGAAACUACAAUCUACCAAAAAUUCACCGAAGAAAUUGCCUGGCUGGGAAAUGAUACCGGACACAUUCAUUGAAUCGCUGAAGAAAGAGAAUCCGUUUGAAGACUAUCAACAAUUUCCGAAAUUGAAAUUUCGCCUCGCUUGGACCAAAGAAAAAAGUGACGAUAUGGUGGAUCGUCCAUCGGAUCUGGCAUUCGAUAAGGAUGACUCGAACAAAGAGAAUGAAAGAGCUGUGGAUGAACCGCAAAGUGCCGAAAAGACCCAAAUAAUCUAUCAAUUCAUCUGCAACAACAAUUCACGCCAACAAGACGAACCGUGCGAAAAUUUCUGUUGCAUUUGGUGCAGUUUAGACUGCAUGGUAUUGUAUUCACUGUUGAAGCACCUGAAGCUGUGCCAUGCCCGUUUCAAUUUCAAAUACGUUCUUUCGAAUCCGGCUGUUCGCAUCGAUAUUAGCAUAAAUGAGCUGUAUGACCUUAUCGGAUCGUCGUCGCUAGCAUUUUCUCGAGCUGGUCCCGUUCGGCGGACGACUGUGACGAGAAUAUUAGUGAGUAGACCGAGACGUGUGAAACCAAAUUUGUUGGAAUUUUUGGAAAUCGACGAAAAUGAAUUGAACAGCCAGAGACCGUUCGUCACCGGACACAGUCGAUUAUAUCAUCAUAGAAUGACUUGUUUGCCCGUACAUCCCAAAGAACUGGAUAUAGAAUCGGAGGAUGAAAAUGAUCCGGUUUGGUUGCAGCAAAAAACCAAAAUGAUGAUCGAUGAGUUCACCGAUGUUAAUGAAGGUGAAAAAGAGAUGAUGAAACUGUGGAACUGUCACAUAAUGAGACAUGGGUACGUGUGCAAUACUCAAAUACCAUUGGCCUAUGAAAUGUUCAUCGAGCUGAAAGGCAAGGAACUGUUACAAAAGGAUUUGUACAAUAAUUUCACGUUGCAUCUGUGUAACCUGUUCGACUACGGCAUCAUAUCACCCGAAGAUUACUACAAUUCCAUUCAAAAGUUGAAAAAACUUCUGAGUAACGACGAUGACGGACGCAAAGUCAUAACCGAUGCCCGUGAAGAGCAAGUCAUUUAUUGGGACAAAAUUGGCUCACAAAAUCAAAUCCAACUACUCGAACAACAGAAGAAGAUUCAAGUGAAUAUUAAGACUCCGGCGCCAGUGGCGGCGGCGACUAGUGAAAAGACAGCCGCAUUAACGGAAAAGACAAUCAAAAGGGACUUGAAAUCGAAACUGGACGAUGAAAAGUUGCAUACGGCGGUAGCGAAUUUGAAAAAUACAAAGAGUGGAGUUACCAACUCGUCGAAUCGGAAACGGGACGCGGCUCAAAGUAAAUAGGAAAGUUCUGUCAUCAAACGGUGUCGGUCUACAUUAAGAGGUAUGUCGGAUCUGUGAUUGUUACGUAACAAUAAAAAGAAUUUCAGUCUCGCAAAGCCAAAAUUGCAGUCGAAUCGACGAUCAACAUAAGAUAUGAAAAAGGAGAAAAACGGUUGAAGCGAUAAGACCUUGAAAACCGGAUUAAUUAUGGAUUCUAUUUUGUAGCGGGAACAUUAAAUAGAAAUAUUUGUUUUUGAAGUA